Messenger RNA from Capronia coronata CBS 617.96, 4245 nucleotides. RefSeq names its product L-aminoadipate-semialdehyde dehydrogenase large subunit. Gene Ontology annotation, molecular function: L-aminoadipate-semialdehyde dehydrogenase [NAD(P)+] activity; phosphopantetheine binding. Lineage: Eukaryota; Fungi; Ascomycota; Eurotiomycetes; Chaetothyriales; Herpotrichiellaceae. The transcript has a single exon. The coding region runs from base 1 to 4245 and encodes 1414 amino acids. Gene Ontology annotation, biological process: L-lysine biosynthetic process. The record is from RefSeq and is a predicted model, not a curated record.
AUGGCGUCAGAAGCUGGAGGUAACGACCGCCUGGGCUGGUGGGUAGAGUAUCUCAAGGACCAGACACUGUCCCCGUUGACCAGAGACUAUCCCGAAGCUACAUCAGAGAACGUAGCCAAAAGACCCAUCGAGGCCGUUGAGGCACUGAGUGUCCCUAGCAGUACUUCAAAGGCUCUAAAGAAACUCGCAGACUUGGGGUCGCUCACAACUGUCUUACAGACUGUUCUUCUUGUCCUGGUGGGCCGACUGACAGGAGACGAGGACAUCAGCAUUGGAACCAACGCUCAGCAAGAUGGACCAGCAUUCGUCCUCAGGACGUCACUCACCGCCUCAGAACCCUUUGCGAAGUUGUUCACAAGGGUACGGGAGCUAUCGUCCCAGGCUGAAGCCAACGCCGUUCCACUCGACACCGUUCAAGCGCAUCUCAAGGCGCCGGCCCUGUUCCGGUUCGCUGCUUUCAAUGGAAGCCCGGAGAAUGCAAGCUUUCCGGGCAGUGUCGAGACUACUGAUCUACAGUUGACCUAUUCAUACUCUACGUCUUACGACCUCCGAUUAACCGCACGUUAUAACCAGCGUCUCUUUUCGAGCGCGAGGAUAGCGGGGAUUCUGGCUCAGAUCGCGCGAUUUCUUGAGGAUGUCGCAGCUGAUGUCAAUGCUGAGGUCGGACGGAUCGUUUUCAUGACUCCGGAGGAACAGAAGCUGAUUCCCGAUCCGACAAGCGAUCUUGAAUGGUCGAGCUUCCGUGGCGCCAUCCAUGACAUCUUUUCCGCCAAUGCCGAAGCCCACCCUGAGCGGACUUGCGUGGUGGAGACAAAGUCCGAGGAUGGCCCAGAACGCAAGUUCACAUAUCAGCAGAUCCAUGAGUCUUCGAACAUCUUGGCCCAUCAUUUGGUGCAGUCGGGGCUGGAGAGAGGGGAUGUGGUGAUGAUCUACUCCUAUCGUGGAGUGGACCUCGUGGUGGCCGUAAUGGGCACGCUCAAGGCUGGUGGCACGUUUUCGGUGCUGGAUCCUGCAUACCCUCCUGAUCGACAGAACGUUUAUCUCGACGUCUCGAGGCCGCGAGCGUUGGUCGUGAUUGAAAAGGCCACGCAAGAUGCUGGCGAACUGUCCGAAAAGGUUCGCGAGUUCAUCGGCGAAAACCUGCACCUGAAGACCGAGGUUCCUGCGCUGCGACUAGGAGACGAUGGCACUCUUCAGGGAGGCGAAGUUGGAGGCAAGGAUGUGUUUGAGUCUGUGCGAGGUCUGAAAGCCAAAAGUCCCGGCGUCGUGGUUGGGCCUGAUUCAAUACCCACUUUGUCUUUCACGUCGGGCUCAGAGGGGAAGCCGAAAGGGGUGCGAGGCCGACAUUUUUCUUUGGCUUUCUACUUUGACUGGAUGGCAAAGACUUUUAACCUGUCGGAAAAGGACAAGUUUACCAUGCUCAGCGGCAUUGCACAUGACCCGAUCCAGAGAGAUAUGUUCACCCCCUUGUUCUUGGGUGCUCAAUUGCUGGUACCCUCCAAGAACGACAUCCAGAAUGAACGGCUGGCCGAAUGGAUGAAGGAACAUGGCGCAACAGUGACUCACCUGACUCCUGCCAUGGGUCAGAUCCUGGUGGGAGGCGCAGUGGCGCGAUUCGCGGGACUGCAUCAUGCCUUCUUCGUUGGCGAUAUUCUGAUCAAACGAGACUGCAAGUCGUUGCAGAAUUUGGCGCCCAACGUACGAAUCGUCAACAUGUACGGCACAACAGAGACGCAACGAGCUGUGAGUUACUACGAGAUACCCAGUCGGAAUGAACGAGAAGGGUACUUGGAUGGAAUGAAGGAUGUGAUUCCCGCCGGCCGCGGGAUGUACAAUGUCCAGAUGCUGGUUGUGAACCGCCACGACCGGACCAAGCUCUGCGCAGUGGGCGAGAUUGGUGAGAUCUAUGUCCGAGCAUCGGGUCUAGCCGAAGGGUACCUGGGAACGCCGGAGCUUACGAAGAAGAAGUUCGUGGACAACUGGUUCACGGGUCACGAAAAGGGGCUUGAGAUCGACCGUGCCAGGUUCGAAGCGAAAUACAAGAAUGAACCCUGGGCGAAGUACUACCUUGGACCCCGCGACCGACUCUAUCGCAGUGGCGACUUGGGCCGGUAUACUCCCACCGGAGAUGUCGAGUGCUCUGGUCGAGCCGACGAUCAAGUCAAGAUCCGGGGCUUUCGAAUUGAGCUCGGGGAAAUCGACACGCAUCUGUCACAACAUCCUCUAGUGCGGGAGAAUGUCACGCUCGUACGACGAGACAAGUUUGAGGAACAGACGCUGGUCAGCUAUGUCGUGCCACAGUUGAAGGCAUGGACACAGUUCCUUUCGGAGAAAGGUCUGCAGGACGAACAAGACGACGGAUCUCUGGUGGGCAGAUUUGAACGGUUCCGGCUCCUCCAGCAGGAAGUGCAGGAAUACCUCCGCACCAAGCUUCCAGCCUACGCCGUGCCGGCGAUCAUCGUGCCCAUGAGAGCGAUGCCGCUGAACCCGAACGGCAAGAUCGACAAACCCAAACUCCCCUUCCCGGACACGACUUUGCUGUCAGCCAGCAGACGGCGCAAAUCAUCGAUGGCGCACCAACUCACAGAGACCGAACUGGCCCUCGCUCACAUCUGGGCCAAACUGGUGCCAGGACUGCCCCCGCGAUCGAUCAAGCCGAGCGAGUCGUUCUUCAACAUCGGCGGUGAAAGCAUGAAGGCGCAACAGCUCGCAUACCAAGUCCGACGAACGCUGGGGGUCGAUCUACCCAUCAGCAAGAUCUACAACCGACCGACGUUGAAAGAGAUGGCGGCCAUCAUCGACCACAUGCACGCGGCCAACUCUCUAGAAGGCGGCAACGAGGACGAGAAGCCCGACGGCGUCACAAACGGAGUCAAAUCGGAAGACGACUACGGCGCCGAUGCGAUACGGAUGGCCGAGCAACUCCCUGCAUCAUUCCCCAGCGCGUCAGCAGAGAUUCCUUCCUCGCCGGUCGUGUUCCUGACCGGGGCUACGGGAUUCUUGGGCUCCUACAUCCUGAAGGACCUCCUGGAUCGUCAAUCGCCGCAGAUCUCCAAAGUGAUUGUCCUCGUGCGGGCAAAGGACGACGAAACCGCCAUGUCUCGCGUCAAAGUGACAUGUCAAGCAUACGGAGUAUGGGCGGAUUCAUGGGCUUCACGCAUCCAAGGCGUGGCAGGCAGUCUAGGUCCGGCCAGAUUUGGCUUAUCCGAGACAGCGUGGAACACACUCAUCGACGAGGUCGACGUGGUGAUCCACAACGGCGCGCAAGUGCACUGGAUCAACACGUACGAGAUGCUCAAGCCGGCGAACGUGCUAGGGACGAUUGAAGCCCUGAAGAUCUGUGCAGCAAGAAAUAGCCGCAACAAGUCCAAACUAUUUGCGUUUGUGUCGUCCACCAGCGUCCUCGACCACGACCACUACGUGUUCGAGUCGGAACGCAUCAUCGCCGCCGGCGGCGAAGGCAUCAGCGAAGACGACGACCUCCAGGCCAGCCGCCACGGCCUGGGCACGGGCUACGGCCAGAGCAAAUGGGUGGCCGAGUAUCUGACGCGCGAAGCCGGCCGGCGCGGGCUGCGCGGCUGCAUCGUGCGCCCGGGCUACGUGCUUGGCUCGUCGCAGACGGGCGUCACCAACACGGACGACUUCCUGAUCCGCAUGCUCAAGGGCUGUGUGCAGCUCGGCACGCGUCCGAACAUCAACAACACCGUCAACAUGGUGCCGGUCGACCACGUCGCCCGCACCGUCGCCGCCUGUGCCUUCCAUCCGCCCUCGCCCCACGGCGUCGCCGUCGCCCACGUCACCGGCCACCCGCGCCUGCGCUUCAACCAGUACCUCGCCGCCCUGCAGACCUAUGGCUACAAGGCCGAUCUGGUCGACUAUGUGCCGUGGGCGUCGUCGCUGGAACACUAUGUCAGCUCGCAGCAGGAUUUCGCGCUGAUGCCGCUGUUCACGUUCGUCGCCAAUGAUUUGCCCUCCAACACCCGUGCGCCGGAACUCGAUGACCGCAAUGCCGAGAAGGCUCUGUACGAAGACAGCGAGUGGACCAAAGUCGAUGUCAGCGAGGGCAGCGGCGUCACCAAGAACACCGUCGGCCUCUACUUGGCGUAUUUGGUGGAAAUUGGGUUUCUGCCGCCGCCGAAUGCGGUCGCGCAGGAUGGCGCGGUCAAGAGACUUCCUCGCGUCUCCAUUAGCGAGGAGCAGCGCAAGGCUUUGGCCAGCGUCGGUGGGCGAGGUGGCUUGAGUUGA